AUGCAGCGCCUCACUUCUCGAGGUCUUCUCUCAGCGUCUGCCUCUGCCGCUGGUCGUCGCCUCGCCUCCACCAGUUCACGCAGGGCAGUAUCACCACUUCUGCUCUCCUCCAAGAUGUCGUCCCCCGUCAAGAUUGCUUCCGCCACCGCGGCCCGAAGGAUACAUGCCACCGCCAACCACCUCCGUCCCGCCGCUGCUGCUGCUGCUGCCCUAGAGACCACGGCGACCAGCUAUCCUACCACCCACGACAAGAUCGCCGACGUCAAGGACACUCCUUGGUUCAUCAACAACCAGUUCGUCGCCUCCUCCGCCACCCAGUACAUCGACCUCCACGAUCCUGCCACCAACAACCUCGUCACCCGCGUGCCCCAGAACACCGAUGAGGAGCUCAAGGCCGCCGUCGACUCGGCCCAGAAGGCUUUCGAGUCCUGGAAGAACACCACCGUCCUCCACCGCCAGGCCAUCAUGUUCAAGUUCGUCGCCCUCAUCCGCGAGAACUGGGACCGUCUCGCGGCGAGCAUCACCCUCGAGCAAGGCAAGACCUUUGCCGACGCCAAGGGCGAUGUCCUCCGUGGUCUCCAGGUCGCCGAAGCCGCCUGCGGUGCUCCCGAGCUUCUCAAGGGCGAGGUCCUCGAAGUAGCCAAGGACAUGGAAACCCGCACCUACCGGGAACCCCUGGGUGUCGUGGCCGCCAUCUGCCCCUUCAACUUCCCCGCCAUGAUCCCGCUGUGGUGCAUCCCCAUCGCCACCGUCACCGGCAACACCCUGAUCCUCAAGCCCUCCGAGCGCGACCCGGGCGCGGCCAUGAUCCUCGCCGAACUGGUCCAGAAGGCCGGUUUCCCCGAGGGCGUCGUCAACAUCGUCCACGGCGCCCACCGCACCGUCAACUUCAUCCUCGACGAGCCCGCCAUCAAGGCCGUCUCCUUUGUGGGAGGCAACAAAGCAGGCGAGUACAUCUUCUCGCGCGGCUCCGCCAACGGUAAGCGCGUGCAGGCCAACUUGGGAGCCAAGAACCACGCCGCCGUGCUCCCGGAUUGCAACAAGAACCAGUUCCUCAACGCGGUAGUAGGCGCCGCCUUUGGCGCCGCCGGCCAGCGCUGCAUGGCUUUGUCGACCCUCGUCAUGGUGGGCGAAACCAAGGACUGGCUUCCUGAACUCGCCGAGCGCGCCAAGGCUCUCAACGUCAACGGCGGCUUCGAAGAAGGCGCCGACCUCGGUCCCGUCAUCAGCCCGCAAAGUAAGGAGAGGAUCGAGUCCCUCAUCGCCUCCGCCGAGUCCGAAGGCGCUACCAUUUUGUUGGAUGGCAGGGGCUACAAGCCAUCCAAGUACCCCAACGGCAACUGGAUCGCACCAACUAUAAUCUCCAACGUCACCCCGAACAUGAAGUGCUACACGGAAGAAAUCUUCGGUCCCGUGCUGGUCUGCUUGAACGUGGAAACGCUAGACGACGCCAUCGACCUGAUCAACAGCAACGAGUAUGGCAACGGCGUGGCGAUCUUUACCCGCAGUGGUCCGACGGCCGAGACUUUCCGCAAGAGAAUCGAGGCCGGUCAGGUCGGCAUUAAUGUGCCUAUCCCUGUGCCUCUUCCCAUGUUUAGCUUCACGGGCAAUAAGAAGAGCAUUGCGGGCGGAGGUGCGAGCACGUUUUAUGGAAAGCCGGGAGUUAAUUUUUAUACGCAGCUCAAGACGGUUACGGCGCACUGGGCGGCUAAUGAUGCGAUUGAGCGGAAGGCGGAUGUUGCUAUGCCUACCCAUUCUUAG
Sordaria macrospora k-hell is the source of this 1761-nucleotide messenger RNA. RefSeq lists its product as uncharacterized. Gene Ontology annotation, molecular function: malonate-semialdehyde dehydrogenase (acetylating, [NAD(P)+]) activity; methylmalonate-semialdehyde dehydrogenase (acylating, NAD+) activity. Gene Ontology annotation, biological process: thymine catabolic process; L-valine catabolic process. The record is from RefSeq and is a predicted model, not a curated record. Lineage: Eukaryota; Fungi; Ascomycota; Sordariomycetes; Sordariales; Sordariaceae. Gene Ontology annotation, cellular component: mitochondrion.